UAUUAUACCAAAUUAGGCAAAUCAUCAUUGUUAAACAUAUUUGCCAACUUCUUUCUCAAAGGAACUUUCCCUAAGAAUCUGAAAGUUAUCAUAGAGACGGCGUUCUUCAAGGUUACCGAACAUCAAUUCAAAGGAAAAGGUAGUGAAACCAAUGUGAAGGACCAGACCAAGAGUCAAACUAGUGAGUGCUCUCACUAUGAUUUCACCAAGGAUGGAGAUGAUUACUUGUUCAUUGACACACCAGGAGUCUCUGAUACCAAUGGUCCAAAGCAGGAUGAUGAGAACAUCUCAAAGAUCAUUGAAGCAGCUGAAAAUUGCGAGUCCCUCUCCGCCAUUAUAUUGGUAGUAAAUGGCACUGAAGAUAGAAACGUCACUUCCCUGAAGAAUGCCAUUUCUAGACUCAAAGGAGCCAUUCCAGAUGUGAUACUCAAUAACUUGAUCUUGGUGUUCACAAAAUGCGAGCCACACACUGCUACUUUUCAGUUGGGCCUCCUGGGUCAUCUAAGAACAAAGGCUAUCUUCUAUAUGAACAACUCAUUGUUUGUUAAGGAUCCAAUGACCUGGAACAGAGUUACAUGUAUCCCCAUUUUGAAGGACUUCCAGACUUCAUUGGCAACCACUGACCUGAUCAUGAAGUGUAUUAGGAACAAGGCAACUGUUUCAACAAUUGAGUUUGGAAAUAUGAGGAAACUUAAAUUCAAGGUCCAGGCCACCCUGCACCAAGCCAGGUUGGAAGUCAAGAGGAUUCAAGACCUUCAAGAUAAGAUAUUAAUUGCCCAAGCCAAACUUGGCGAUUUCCAACAUAACCAAAACAUGUUCAAGGAUUUUAAUAAGACUACUGAAAUUAUCAACCGCAGGUUGGUAGACUCUCCUGAUCUCAGCACAAUAUGUAAUGUUUGUACUUUUGCCUGUCACUCUCCAUGUAACCUCAAGGAGAUAACAGUACGUGGGGACAAUGCAUUUAAAAAAUGCUACGCCAUGAGUGGUAGAGACAAUUGCCAUGUGUGUCCCAAUGGAUGCUCCUAUCAACAUCACUACCAUAAACACCUUAAAGUUGAGGAAUAUGUGACAACUGUAGAUGAAGAAAUCAAAGAGAUGAAGGCUAAGUACAUGUCUGCGGAGGCAGGAUACAAUCAAACAACUUCAGAGAUCAACAGUUUCAAAGAUGCCAAAGUAAUGAUCGCAACCGCCAUCAAUGUCCUCACAGAAGAGAUUACAACAACAUGUAGAGAUCUCAAGAGUAUUUGCCAGGGUUUCAAUUUGGUAGAUGAACUCUCCAACACUAUCAAACAGAUGGAAAUUGAAGCCAAACUCUUGGCGUCCAACGAGGCAAGAGCAUCAGCAGAUCAGAUGAUCCGAGUUGUCAAGGGUAUUGCCGACAGACUUAGUAAUGAAGCACCCUCAUCUCCACCCCCACCUCAAGAAUAUGAGGAGCCAGUUGGUGAUGAAGAAGAAGUCACAAUGGAUCAUCUCCAGUCACUCGAAGAGCUGUUGGGCAACUCUUGUCAGAUCCAGGAACCUACCUCAGUUCAAAUGGCCCCCUGUUUUAAAUGUCAUCAACCAUGGAGCAUGCCAACUGUUGACCAUGCCCACUUUGAGGCAGAGGGGUAUCAAAUUCCAAUCAUGUGUCGUCCAUGUAGA
Molecule: messenger RNA, 1641 nt
Organism: Acytostelium subglobosum LB1
Lineage: Eukaryota; Evosea; Eumycetozoa; Acytosteliales; Acytosteliaceae
Exons: 2
Molecular function (GO): GTP binding
Source: RefSeq, a predicted model, not a curated record